CUGGGCUUCUCCCUACUAGAAGCCGGAACCGUUCGUUUUAAAAACACGCGCAACAUCAUGAUAAAGAACGUGCUGGACACGUGUGUGAGCGCCAUUGCCUUCUGGCUGCUGGGCUAUGGCAUUGGCUUUGGAGAGGGCUCCAAGGUGUUCGGUUGGAAGUACGACGAUGGCUCGGUUGCAUAUGCGAGCGGGCAGAAUGGAGUUGAUUGGUUCUUCCAGUUCACCUUCUGUGCCACGUCAGCAACAAUCAUUGCAGGGGCGGUGGCUGAGAGAACUCACCUAUGGGCCUACCUCACAUUCAACUUCUUCCUGUCAGCGCUCAUCUACCCCGUGAUAGCGCACGUGAUUUGGUCGCAGGGCGGGCUGCUGGCGGCGAGUCAGAGCAACACGGUGCUCAACACUAUCGGCGUGCUGGAUAACGCGGGGUCUAUGGUCGUGCACGUCACUGGUGGCGUCACGUCAUUGGUGGGGGCGAUUCUGGUGGGACCGCGCAUAGGCCGGUUCGACAUUGAUGGCAAAGUGGUGCCCUUCAAGUGCCACUCCGUGGUGUUCAUAGCAGCGGGCACCAUCAUUCUCUGGGUGGGUUUCUACGGCUUCAACGGCGGCUCGGUCUCUCUAGUCGGCCAAGCUCCACUCCAGUGGGUGCAGGAGGUGGCGCGCGUGUGCGUCAACACAACCAUCUCCGCCUCCUUCAGUGGCGUCACCGUGUGGACGCUCACGUACCGGCGGAGGGAGCCCGUGCCAGAGGACACGUUUAAUGGAGUGAUUGGUGGGCUGGUGGCGGCGUGCGCUACCAGCAGUGUGGUGGAGCCUUAUGCUGCUGCGAUUAUUGGCGUGGUCGCUGGCUUGAUGUACCUGCUGGGGUGCUGGCUCAUGUUCCGGUAUCAGAUCGACGAUCCAGUGCAGGCAGCCCCGACGCACCUGUUCUGCGGGUCGUGGGGAGGCGUGGCAGCAGGGCUGUUCGCCACCAAAGACGGCAUCACCGCCACCUACGGCGUCUCCCCGCCCUCCUGGGGGCUCUUCUAUGGAGGCGGUGGCUGGCAGCUGCUGGUGCAGAUCCUGGCGCUGCUGCUGGUGUACGCGUGGGUGGGCAUCACCACAUACGUGCUUUUUGUCUUUCUGGGCGCCUUUGGUGUGCUGCGAGUCAAGAGGCAGGAGGAGGAGGUGAGACGGGCAGCAGGCGGGGAGUGGCUGGAAGGAGGGUUGGGGUUUCGCGACGGUUUCAAGUGCUUCUUUCUCUUUGUUCACCCCUGCACCGGCUUCUGCUCCUGCAUUCCUGUCCAAUCACAGGUCGGUCUGGAUGUAGCGUUUCAUGGAGGCGAGGACGAGGGAGAGGAGUUUGACAUGGAGGACAGCCAGUACGGCGGGCGGCGCUUCCUCACCGGCCGCUCCAUGCACCACCGCAUGCCGGGAGUGCUCGAGACCAUCGUGCGCAUGCUCAACCCCAAGCGCUGGGGGCGCCCAGGCGGGCCCGCAGAGGCGUUCGGGCAGAAGCGGGACGUGUGGCACAGGGCGCUGGAUAGCACGCCGUAUGGGCAGUUCUCGCUGGCCAUGUAUGAGGCGAACUAUGUGAUGGAGGACACGGCUGAGGUGGAGGGGAGUAGCAGCGGGGUUUAUAUUGGCGUGCAUGAUGGGCAUGGGGGCACUGAGACAUCAGAGUUCCUGAAGGAGAAUCUUUACUUUAACCUCAAAGCGCAAUUCAUGCACCAGGGCGGGCAGGUGUCAGCAGAAGCAGUGAGAGGAGCCUUCCACGAAACUGAGACUGCUUUCACCCAGGUGGUGCGGCAGUCAUUUGAGGCGAGCCCCCAUCUAGCAACGGUGGGAUCGUGCAGUGUGGUGGCGGUGGUGACAGGGAAUGCGCUCUGGGUGGCCAACGUGGGCGACUGCAGGGCUGUGCUGGGGCAGGUGCGCAAGGGAGACGACAACUCACUGGAGUGCCGCGCGCUACAGCUAUCAGUGGAUCACAACCUGUCCUUCGCGUCCAUCCGAGAGAAGUUCAUCGAGGAGCAUGCCGACAUGCCCGAUGCUGUGGUGGAGAAGCGCGGGGGGUUCCGCGUGAAGGGCAAAGUGACGGUCACCCGGUCCUUCGGCGACCUGUAUCUCAAGUCGCACGAGUUCAACCGAGAGCCGCUCUUCUCGCGCUUCCGGGUGCCGGAGCCCUUCCACCCGCCUCUCCUGUCCUGCGAGCCCAACAUCGCCGUGCGCCUGCUGUCGCCGCACGACUCCUUCGUCAUCCUCGCCUCCGAUGGGCUCUUUGAGUUCAUCAGCAACCAGGAGGCUGUCGAUAUCGUCGCCAGCAGCCCCAGGAAGGACAUAGCCCGGCAGCUAAUUCGGGCGGCGCUGCGGCGGGCAGCGGAGAGGCGGGAGAUCCGAUACCAGGACCUGCUGCGCAUGGCGAGCGGGCAGCGAAGGGAGUACCACGAUGACAUCACCGUGGUGGUGUUUUUCUUCAACCAUGAGGCCAGGAAUAAGCAUGCGAAGAGCAACAACAUGACCUGGAACCAUGACAUAUCCUUCAAGGGCGGCAAGGAUGCCCGACUCGCCCUCAACGCCGCAGCAGCAGCGGCUGAACUCACGUCACCCUCGAAGCCAGGAACCAAUGAGGCGCGAGCAGCCCUCUCCUCUUCGUCAGGCUCCCUCGGCCGAACCACCUCGUCCGUGCCGGAGGAUAAGGUGCUUGAAAUAGAGGAUCUGCCAGAACCAGCCUCAACAGAAAUCACGCGUGCCUCGUGCAUCCGCACUGCACGCACGCCAGCGAGCGACCCUGCCGCUGAGAAAGGAGGUACGCGCACGAGCACGCCGCAAGAGCAGGAGGAAUGGAGGCAGUGCGACGCGCCUUCCAGGAAAUACCGUGAGGCGCCACUGCCGGAGUCAAACGGCUAUCUGCAGGUGUUUCUAGACGGGGGCCUCAACCAGCAACGCAUCAGC
Closterium sp. Yama58-4 is the source of this 2928-nucleotide messenger RNA. NCBI's taxonomy places the organism in Eukaryota, Viridiplantae, Streptophyta, Zygnematophyceae, Desmidiales, Closteriaceae. The record is from the annotation of a GenBank genome assembly.